AUGCCAGCUUUAAAUAAAAUGCUGGUUAUUUCAGCGCUUCUUGUCGUCUUUGCCUCCGUCAAAUGCCAGGAAUCAGCUAGUUAUGACCUCUUGGAAGAGUUCCGCUUGUCUGAGUCCAAAGGCAUAAGGAGGGUGGAUGGAUCCGAACCAGAUGCAGUAGCUUAUCGUGUUAACCCCGCCCUUCAUUUCAGGAAGACCACGAGUGACAUUCACCCAGAUGGCCUGCCCACAGACUAUUCCAUCAUUGCCACCUUCAAAAUAACUAAGGACACAGCUAAAAAAUCUUGGAACCUGUGGCAGGUCAGCGAUCCUGAGGGUAAUGAGCAGGUGGGCUUGCGUUUCCAAGGUGACACCCGCACCUUGGACUUUUUCUACACCAGCCCACAUGGCACACAAAUGCUGCGGACCUUCCAUAGGGUGGACAAGCUGUUCGAUAGUGAAUGGCAUAAGCUGGCUCUGAGUGUGAAGGGCUCACAGGUCAAGCUGCUGGUGGACUGUGAGGAGGUCAGUGUAGAGCCGAUUGAUGAGCCGCGACCCAUCAUCCGCCAAGGCUACACUUCCAUCGUCAAGAGAGCAGUGGGCGACCGCUCUGUUUCAGUAGAUCUACAGCAGCUGGAGCUCUCCUGUGAUGCUGACCAGGCCUACUCCGAAGGCUGCUGUGAGCUGUCCAGUGUGUGUGGUGGGUAUGCUGAGAUUGGUCUCACUGCUGGCAGGGCUACAUGUAAGUGUGUCCAUGGACAGCCUGGUCCUCAGGGACCUCCAGGACCAAAGGGUCACAGAGGUUUACCGGGAAACCCAGGAGAGCCAGGAAGAGUGGGAAAUUGGGGACGGCGAGGAGACACUGGCGACUAUGGACAUGUAGGGGAGACAGGCCCAAAGGGAAUCGGCGGCAUUAAAGGAGAGAAGGGAAUGAGAGGACUCCAUGGUCAAGAGGGUGACAGAGGUUCUAAAGGGCUGAAAGGACUAACGGGUGCUGGAGGCCAUAAGGGAGUGCAAGGAUCACCAGGGGACAGGGGGGAGACUGGAGAGCCAGGGGAAGUGGGUGCUGCAGGAGAACCAGGAUAUGAGGGAAUUCCAGGGUAUCAAGGAGUGAAGGGAGAUGAGGGUGCUUCUGGUGCAGAAGGACCUCCAGGGCCACAAGGCCGUCAGGGAAUUGUGGGUGAUCCAGGUGAAAGUGGAACUCCAGGAGAGAAAGGAGCACCUGGUGUUCAAGGUCGUAGGGGAGGACUUGGUGGACCUGGGGAGAAGGGAAUCAUUGGAGACCCUGGUAUGCCUGGGAGGGAUGGAGACCCUGGUGUGGAGGCCUAUCAAGGACCACAGGGACCAGAGGGCAGGGGUGGAAGAACUGGAGACAGGGGGGAGAAAGGUGUUCAGGGGUCUCCAGGGAAUAUGGGCCCUCAAGGACCUAUUGGCCCAAGAGGUUAUAAGGGCUCUGCCGCAAAGCCAGGAAGACCAGGAAUUAUUGGGCCCCCAGGACGGACGGGCCACGUGGGAUUACCUGGGAGACCAGGUCCUAAGGGAGAUACUGGUAUUCAGGGAAUCCAAGGAGUUAAAGGUGAUAAGGGAGCAAAAGGUAUAAAAGGCCCAAAAGGACAGGUUGGAGACAGGGGUGAGAGGGGCCCCCAGGGAGGUAGAGGAAAGCGAGGUCCUGCAGGAGAACUUGGUCACAAAGGGUCCGUGGGGAGCAAGGGUGUCAGAGGAGAUGGAGGACCAGAGGGAUUUCAGGGACCUCCAGGACCACCAGGCCCCACUCUUGCUGCUCAACAUGUUAUCGAAGUCUGUAAAAAAGUGGUGUUGGAACAGAUGUCCACCUUUGCUAACUCGGUGAAGAGGACGUGUGCUGCUGUGUGUCCACUCUAUGGAGAUGUGCCCAUGGGUGCCCCAGGUCCCCCUGGCCAGAAGGGACCACCUGGACCACCUGGUGAACCAGGCACUGAUGGGGAGAAUGGAGAGAUUGGGCAACAGGGAUUCUAUGGAGAGCCCGGUGACCCAGGCAGACAAGGAGCUCCUGGUGAUCAAGGAGAACGUGGGGAUAAGGGAGCUAAAGGCUACGGAAUCCCUGGCUACAUGGGAGACCAGGGACCAAAGGGUCAGCGUGGGAGACCUGGAAGGGCUUUUGAUGGACGUCCGGGUAAGAUGGGUGAGAGGGGCCAUGUUGGUCGACCAGGUCUGAGGGGUCAUCCUGGGCUUCGUGGAGUACCUGGAGUGUGCUUGACCUCUGGAUGUGCUUUGCUCAACGCAACAGCUAAUGAGGCACCUCAACAGGCACCACAGACGUUGAGGAGACGCCCACAGAGGCAGAGAGGAAACUUUUAA
Messenger RNA from Chanos chanos (milkfish), 2316 nucleotides. RefSeq names its product collagen alpha-1(IX) chain. Lineage: Eukaryota; Metazoa; Chordata; Actinopteri; Gonorynchiformes; Chanidae. Gene Ontology annotation, biological process: extracellular matrix organization. Bases 1 to 2316 code for a protein of 771 amino acids. Gene Ontology annotation, molecular function: extracellular matrix structural constituent conferring tensile strength. The transcript is spliced from 26 exons. The record is from RefSeq and is a predicted model, not a curated record.